GAGCCCGAGCAGCCCGAGGCUGCGGCCGCGCCGUCGCCCGCCCGCCGGCCGACGCGGGGACGGGGAGCGCGGCCCGCUGCGUCCCCCCCCGGGUGCGGCCGGGCCCCCCUAGCGGCGGCCGCCCCAAGUUGUCCGCGCGAAACUUUUCCCCGCGCGUCCGGGCGCCGCCCCCACCGGGCCCCGCCGGCCGUGCGGAGCGGAGCAAAGGGGGGGGAGAGGCCGCGGCUCCCCCCCCCCCGGCGGGCGCAGCCGGCGCCCCGGGCGAUGGCCGCGGAGUUGGCGAUGGGCGCCGAGCUGCCGAGCAGCCCGCUGGCCAUCGAGUACGUCAACGACUUCGACCUGAUGAAGUUCGAGGUGAAGAAGGAGCCGCCCGAGGCCGAGCGCUUCUGCCACCGCCUGCCGCCCGGCUCGCUGUCGUCGACGCCGCUCAGCACGCCCUGCUCCUCCGUGCCCUCCUCGCCCAGCUUCUGCGCGCCCAGCCCGGGCACCGGCGGCGCGGGCGCGGGGGGCGGCGGGGGCGGCGGGGGCGGCGGCGCGCAGGCCGGGGCCGCGGCGGGGCCGCCGGGCGGGGGCCCGGGCGCCGGCGGGGGCGCCGCGGGGAAGCCGGCGCUGGAGGAUCUGUACUGGAUGGGCGGCUACCCGCAGCACCUGAACCCCGAGGCGCUCCACCUGACGCCCGAGGACGCGGUGGACGCGCUCCUCGGCAGCGGCCAGCACGCGGGGCACCACGGCGCGCACCACCCGGCGGCCGCCGCGGCCUACGAAGCCUUCCGGGGCCCGGGCUUCGCGGGCGGCGGCGGCGCGGACGAGCUGGGCGCCGGCCCCCCGCACGGCGCGCACCACGCGGCGCACCACCACCACCACGGCGCGCACCACCACCACCACCACCACGCGGCCGCGGCCCACGGCGGCGCGGGCCUGCACGUGCGCCUGGAGGAGCGCUUCUCCGACGACCAGCUGGUGUCCAUGUCGGUGCGCGAGCUGAACCGGCAGCUCCGCGGCUUCAGCAAGGAGGAGGUCAUCCGGCUGAAGCAGAAGCGCCGCACGCUCAAGAACCGCGGCUACGCGCAGUCGUGCCGCUUCAAGCGCGUGCAGCAGCGGCACAUCCUGGAGAGCGAGAAGUGCCAGCUCCAGAGCCAGGUGGAGCAGCUGAAGCUGGAGGUGGGGCGCCUGGCCAAGGAGCGGGACCUGUACAAGGAGAAAUACGAGAAGCUGGCGGGCCGGGGCGGGGCCGGCUUCCCGCGGGAGUCCUCGCCGCCGCAGCCGCAGGCCGGGCCCGGCGGGGCCAAGGGCGCCCCCGACUUCUUCCUCUGAGCGCGCGGCCCCGGCCGGACUCCGCGCCCCGCGCCCCGCGCCCCGCGCCCCGCGCCCCCGGCUGGGCCGU
Nyctereutes procyonoides (raccoon dog) is the source of this 1384-nucleotide messenger RNA. RefSeq names its product MAF bZIP transcription factor A (gene MAFA). Gene Ontology annotation, biological process: retinal rod cell development; regulation of transcription by RNA polymerase II. The record is from RefSeq and is a predicted model, not a curated record. Gene Ontology annotation, cellular component: nucleus. The coding region runs from base 265 to 1314 and encodes 349 amino acids. NCBI's taxonomy places the organism in Eukaryota, Metazoa, Chordata, Mammalia, Carnivora, Canidae. The transcript has a single exon. Gene Ontology annotation, molecular function: RNA polymerase II cis-regulatory region sequence-specific DNA binding; DNA-binding transcription factor activity, RNA polymerase II-specific.